GCGCAGAUCGCAGGGCGCAGAUCGCAGAUCGCAGGGCGCAGUGGCAUAUUUCGAUUAUGUCUUAUCGUCCAACUUCAACUAAUGUUGGAGGGUGUGUGAUGUAGAUUGCUAACCACAGUCUAUUGUUUGGUUUGAGUGUGAGAGCUUAUUAUUAAUGUUGAAUGUUGUGUGACCACCACACUAGAGUGUGAUGAAAUAAUUGUGGUGAGGGUAGUUCUAUUUUUUUCCAGGAAGAACAAGAGUAAAAAAUUAUAUUUGUUUUCGUAUAAAAAGGGCAAACGGUUUCAUAUUUUAAUCAUUAUAUUAAAAAUCAUUUAUUUAAUCAAAAUUCAAAAUAAUUGUUAUAAAAAAAUGAGAGAAUUUGUAUGUUAUAUUUGUGAGAAAACUUACGAACAUAAACAAUCUUUGAAUCGUCAUUUGCGUUUACAACAUUCAAUUGAGUGUGUGAAAUGUAAUGUGAAAUUUAGUACUUAUCCAGAGCUUUUAAAGCAUAUGAAGUCAAUGGAACACAAUGAAAAAAAAGAGGAAAAAACGGUAUACUGUGAAAAUUGCAAUUUAACUAUUCCAAAAAAUCAGUGGAAGAAUCAUAUCAGCACUAACACACACAUCGAUAAGUGUGUAAAAUGGAUAGAUAAGGAUGUGUCUUGCUUUGGAUCUAGCUUUCAAAAUCGAAUAGAAAGUUAUAAAAUAAAAAAUAGUGAUAUCAAUAACUUGAUACCCGAAAACUUUUUCGAAUCAAUUCAAGAAAAAGUAAUCAAUAUAAUUCAAAAGGCGUUGCAAAAGCAUGAAUCUAUUAAAUAUAAUUGUACACUACAUUGUAAUUAUAUUUUGAUGAAAGAGAAUGCGGAAGAUGAAGUUAGUUUAUUUACACAUCACACAAAAAUGUUGAUACUAUCUCCCUCAAGUACACUGGACGAAAUUUUAAAUCAUUAUAAUGAAAAUUGUAAUGAAAUAAUUAAAAAAAUGAGUGAAUUCCAAGAACGAGAUAGUGGAUGGACUUUAAUCGAAAUAAAAUAUCUAGAGAUCAACAUCAACAAAUAUACAUGUUUGAGAGGAUCUCAAUACAUAAAUCUUCCUCCCAAAAUAAGGAAUAAAAAGGCUUGCAUUAAUGUGCAAAACAAUGAUGUUUAUUGUUUUAAAUGGGCAAUAAUAUCAGCAUUAAAUCCACUUCCAAAUGAAAAGAAACCACAUAAAUGUAGCAACUACAAAGUAACGGACAUUAAGGCAAACAUUAUAACAUUGGAAAAUAAUAUAAUAUUAAAUUUUGAAAACAUGGAAUUUCCCCUUACCAUAAAUAAAAUCAGAGUCUUUGAGCUGCAGAAUCCUGAUAUAAAAGCUGAGAAAUCAACUCACAUCAAUCUUCUUCUAAUAGAAGAGGAUGAUAAAUUUCAUUACAUCUGGAUAAAAAAUAUAUCAAGAUUGUUGCGAAGUUCUAUAACAAAGAAAAAAAAUAGGAUUCAUUUUUGUAACACCUGCUUAACUCAUGUUUCUUCAAGUAGUAGACUAGAGAAACACAAACGUGAGUGUAAAAAGAUGGUAACAACAAUGCCAUCAGAUAAAGAUAAAAUACUUAAAUUUAAGAAUUUUAAACAUAAAUUAGAUAUUCCAUUCUCAAUUUAUGCCGAUUUUGAGUGCAUUCUUCAACCGUUAGAGAUACAAAAUUCAAGUAAAGUAAAAUCAGUUCAAAAACAUAUUCCAUUUGCAUACAGUUAUUAUAUCAAAUGUUCAUUUGAUUCAAAUUUAGAUAAGAUUAAAAUUUAUUCAGGUGAAGACUGUACAAAACAUUUUUUUAACUCAUUAGUGGGAGAGAUUGUAUGGAUUUAUAAUAAUUAUUUAUCUAAAGUAAAACCAAUGAAUUCCUUAACAUUAAUUCAACUACAAUACCAAAAGGAACAUCCGAUUUGUCAUAUUUGUGAAAAGUCUUUUUUAAAUACUGAUGUUAGAGUAGCUGAUCAUUGUCAUUUGACAGGUGAAUACAGAGGACCUGCUCAUAAAAAUUGUAAUUUAGAGUAUCAAAUAGCAAAUUUCGUUCCAGUAUUUUUUCAUAAUCUUUCAGCAUAUGAUUCUCAUUUGUUUGUUAGAGAACUCUCCUCUGUAGUUGGUGAUAUAAAUAUUCUUCCAUUAAAUAAGGAACUUUAUAUUUCUAUAUCGAAAAGAAUUUAUAUAGAUUCAAAUAAGAGUAUUGAAAUACGUUUUCUAGAUUCAUGUAAAUUUAUGGCAUCUAGCUUAGAAAAGCUAGCAGGUUAUUUAUCUGAUGAAGAUUUCAAUGCUGUUAAAUCAACUUUUGUUAACGAUAGUGAAUUUAAUUUAAUGAAGCGUAAAGGUGUAUUUCCUUAUGACUAUUUAGAUUCUCCUGAACGAUUAGAAGAAAACGCUUUACCACCUAUUUCCAAUUUUUUUAAUAAGCUAACUAAUGAGGUUUGUAGUGAGGAUGAUUAUACACACGCUAAAAAUGUAUGGAAUAUAUUUAAAUGUAAAAAUUUAAAAGAUUACUUAUUACUUUAUUUGAAAGUUGAUGUUUUGUUAUUAUGCGAUGUGUUUGAAAAUUUUAGAAAAGUAUGUAAAAAAAUUUAUAAUUUAGAUCCAUGUCAAUAUUAUACAGCACCUGGUUUGUCUUGGAGUGCAAUGUUAAAAACAACUGGAAUAGAACUAGAAUUAUUAACUGACUUUGAAAAGUACAAUUUUAUUGUGGAGGGUAUUAGAGGAGGGAUUGUUCAAUGUUCUAAACGAUUUUCAGUUGCAAAUAAUAUAUAUGUAAGUGAUUAUAAUCCAUGUCAAGAUUCAAAUUUUUUAAUUUAUUUAGAUGUUAAUAAUUUAUAUGGUUAUGCUAUGUCACAGUAUCUACCUUAUAAAAAUUUUGAAUGGGUUGAAAAUAUUGAAAUGUUUAAUUUGAAUGAUAUCAAAGAAGAUUCAGAGAUAGGAUAUAUAUUAGAGGUAGACUUAGAAUAUCCAUCCUCAUUACAUGAUUAUCACAAUGACCUACCAUUUUGCGCUGAAAAUAAAAAACUUGGUUCUAUGAGGCAAUCUAAAUUAGUUUUGAAUUUAAAUGAUAAAAUUAAUUAUAUCAUACAUUAUAAAACUCUUCAACAGUGUAUUAAACAUGGAUUAGUUUUAAAAAAAAUACAUAGAAUUCUCCAGUUUAAACAAACGAAUUGGUUGCAAAAGUAUAUUGAUUUAAAUAACUAUCACAGAACUUUAGCUAAAAAUUUGUUUGAACAGAAUUUUUUCAAAUUAUUGAAUAAUGCUGUUUAUGGUAAGACGAUGGAAAAUGUUGAUAAAAGAAAAUGUAUUAAAAUUGUAACUAACUGGGAGAGUAAAGGUAGAAAAUUGGGUGCAAGGGCUCUUAUAGCUAAACCUAAUUUUCAUAGUUCACUCAAAAUAUCUAACGAUAUGGUUGUAAUUCAAAUGAAAAAAUCGCAUGUUGAAUAUAAUAAACCAAUAUAUAUUGGAUUUACUGUUUUAGAACUAUCGAAAUGGAAAAUGUAUGAUUUUCAUUAUAAUUAUAUGAAAAUAAAGUUUAACCAAUCAACUACUCUAAAUUACAUGGAUACCGAUUCAUUUAUUUAUGAUAUUAAAACAAAAAAUUUCUAUGAUGAUAUUCGAAAUGAUAUCACAAAAUAUUUUGAUACAUCAGCGUAUCCAAUUAAUAAUAUUUAUAAUUUUCCGUUAGAAAACAAAAAAGUUCUAGGAAUGAUGAAAGAUGAAUGUGGUGGAAAAAUAAUGAAGGAGUUCAUUGGUUUACGCUCAAAAAUGUAUUCAAUUAAGAUUGAUAAAGUAGAUGAAGAAAUAAAGAAAAUAAAAGGUGUAAAACAUUGUGUUACAGCAAAACUUUCAACCAACGAUUUUAAAAAUUGUCUUUUUAAACAAAUUAAUUAUUAUGAUUCUAUGUAUGUUUUUAGAUCAAAAAUUCAUCAAUUGUACACACAACAUAUACAUAAAUUAGUUUUAAAUUAUUUAGAUGAUAAGAGAUUUAUAAGAGAAAAUGGUGUUGACACCUAUGCUUGGGGACACUAUAAAAUAAAAAAAUAA
Stomoxys calcitrans (stable fly) is the source of this 4029-nucleotide messenger RNA. RefSeq lists its product as uncharacterized. Bases 352 to 4029 code for a protein of 1225 amino acids. The record is from RefSeq and is a predicted model, not a curated record. The transcript has 3 exons. NCBI's taxonomy places the organism in Eukaryota, Metazoa, Arthropoda, Insecta, Diptera, Muscidae.